Messenger RNA from Porites evermanni, 1680 nucleotides. NCBI's taxonomy places the organism in Eukaryota, Metazoa, Cnidaria, Anthozoa, Scleractinia, Poritidae. The record is from the annotation of a GenBank genome assembly.
AUGCCUCGUUGUUAUUACGAAGUUCUUGAAGUGGAAAGAGACGCCAGCGACGACGAGAUCAAGAAAACGUAUAGAAAACUUGCUUUGAAAUGGCACCCUGAUAAAAACGAUAAUUCUGAAGAAAGCACAAGAAUAUUCACAGAGAUUCAGCAGGCUUAUGAGGUACUCAUCGAUCCGCAAGAGCGAGCUUGGUAUGACAAACACAGAGAGCAAAUUAUCCGUGGAGGAGAUGACUAUGUAGAUAACAGCAUAAACUUGAUGAAAUAUUUCAGUGCCUCGGUGUUUUGCGGGUACGGGGACGAUGAGCAAGGAUUUUAUGCAGUUUAUUCAAACGUUUUUAGAAUUAUAGCUGAAGAAGAUGCUGAGUUUUCCACUGACAGCAAUCUAGAAGUUCCGGAGUUUGGAACAUCUUCGAGUGAUUAUGAGGAAGUCGUCCAGCCUUUUUAUGCAUAUUGGCAGAGCUAUGCGACGCUGAAAUCUUACGUUUGGGUGGAGAAAUACGACAUCAGAGAUGCCCCUAACCGACGAGUCCAGCGACUGAUGGAGAAAGAUAACAAGAAAUUAAGAGAUGCGGCUAAGAAGGAAAGAAAUGAAGAAGUCCGCGCGUUAGUAAAGUUUGUUCGCAAACGGGACAGACGUGUCAAGGCAUACCUAGAACUUUUGAAGGAAAAAGAUGAAGAAAGAAAGAGACUAACGAAGAAAAAGCGACAGGAAGCCUUGCUAGAGCGAGAGAAGAUGUUUGAAGAGUACAAAGAAAAAAGCUGGGCUUCGCUGUCUGGGCUAGAGGAGGACUUGGCCCAAAUGAAUUUGCAUUUGGACAGUGAAUUUGGUAAGGAUGAUGACGUCAAUGACAGCCAAUCGGAUGACGAGGAAGAGGAGCAGUAUUAUUGCGUGGCUUGUGAUAAAGCUUUCAAAACAGAGAAGGCGCUUGGAAAUCACGAGAAGUCGCGUAAACAUAAAGAUAAGGUUGCUGCUAUCAAGCGAGAAAUGGCAGAUGAACAAGUAGAGGAUCUCGGCUUUGAGUUGGUGGACGACAUAGAGCCAUACGAAGCUGAGUAUCUGAACAAGAGGCAUUCUUGUGUUGAAGAGAAUAGUGGGGAUUUUGUGAGCGUUGGAGAGCUAAAUCUGAUGGAUUCCAUUGAACUAUCCACGAUGAGAAUCAAAGGAAACAAUCGUUAUAAAGUGAAAGUACUGCAUGAAAGAGGUAGAGCUCUGUCAGGGAUUGGGGAGGCGGACUUGGAGGCCAGCUUGGACGAAAGAACUGACAAAGAUAACGGAGAUGUUGACAGACAAGUGGGUGAUGAUGACGAGUUUAUCUCGGGAGAGGUAGAUGACAAGAAAGAAAGCGAAAAGGGUGGAAAGGCUGAUGAAGGAGAUAGCGCCGAGGUUAACGAUUGUGGACAAAAUAAAGAAAACUUCUACGACAAACAAUCUGAGCAGGCUGCUAAUGACGAUAAUGAGAAAAGAAAAUCAUCACCAGCAAAUCAAAAGCCUGUUUCGGAGAACUCCAAGUCUGCGACGAACGUAUUCAAGUGUAAUGUUUGCCAAGCAGGAUUUCCAACACGAAAUAAGAUGUUCCAACACAUCAAGGAGCGCGGACAUGCACUUAAAGUGGACGCAAAACACGAAGGUGAUAAACCACAGAAACAGGAGAAGAAGAAAGGGAAAAAGAAACGUUGA